AUGCAAGAUAUAAGUGAGGAGGCUGUCGAGGACAGCCUCCCAAGCCGCAAAAGAGUUGCGACUGGAGAUGGCAUAAGUGCUGGGUCAGGUAGCCCUUUUAGAGAUUCUUCGCCGCCGUCUUCACCUCGUCGUUCGAUAGCAAGACCUACCUCGGGUCAGUUUGAUUCAACAUCGGAUACGGAUAACUUCCAAAGGAAUAUGUUUGACACACCGGGCAAGCCGCCGACCGGCAAACGUCAGCUUUGGCAAGAAGGCCAGGCUGGUCUCAGCAAGGCCUCCUUCAACGACCCGUCAAACUUUGCAACUAUUGCUGCGCAGAAGGCUCGAGCACAGCAAAAUAAUCCAAAGAAUCGAAAACCUUUCCAGCCGCCACCUCCUUCGUUUCAAAGUCCAAGGUCGCAAGUAGCUCCAAAUAUUCCACCACCCUCAACGUCACAGCCCAGUCAACACCCAUCAAUACUUGACGACUAUGAGAUAGUUUUACAACCUGAGACCAGACCAAUAUCACAAGAACAGUUAGUCGCUGAAGUUAAAGGGAUAUAUGCAGGGCUUGUGAUGGUCGAAGCCAAAUGCAUUGAGGUUGAUAACAAACAAGCAACGCUGGCGCAAGCCGACCCUGGUGCCCAACCUAAGCUUAACAACGAGCAGUGGCAAGCUCUAAUAGCUUUGCACAGAACGCUACUGCAUGAGCACCAUGAUUUCUUCCUUGCGAGUCAACACCCUUCUGCCUCGGCUGCCCUCCGACGGCUUGCAAGCAAGUAUGCAAUGCCAGCACGCAUGUGGCGCCACGGGAUCCACAGCUUUUUGGAACUUCUCAGACAUAGGUUACCUGCUUCCCUUGACCAUAUGCUUGCGUUCAUUUACCUUGCCUACUCAAUGAUGGCGUUGCUCUAUGAGACCGUGCCAGCAUUCGAAGAUACCUGGAUAGAAUGCCUUGGAGACCUUGGUCGCUAUAGAAUGGCCAUAGAAGACGAUGACAUCCGGGAUCGUGAAGUUUGGACUGGGGUUGCCAGGCAUUGGUACAGCAAAGCAUCCAACAGCGCUCCCACGACAGGUAGAUUGUACCAUCAUUUGGCAAUCCUGGCAAGACCGAACGCACUUCAACAGCUGUUCUACUAUGCGAAAUCCCUUUGCGUAGUAAUCCCUUUUACUUCAGCUCGCGAGUCAAUCUUGACGCUCUUCGAUCCAGUCCUGAAUGCCGAUAAUCACCAGGGCCUGUAUAGACUGCCACCGCUGGACACCUCCUUUGUCAAAGCUCAUGGUCUCCUGUUUACCAAUAAGAAUAUGGAGAAGUUCGAGCCAACAGUAAAAGAAUUCCUUGGUCUUUUGGAUAAUCAGAUUGGUCGGGUGACCCGCAAGUUCAUGGAACAGGGGUAUCACAUUGCUAUUGCCAAUUGCGUUGCCUUACUUGGUUUUGCUUCUAAAGACAAUGUCCUGAUGAAAGCCAUCGCAUCAUCCGACGUGGAGAUGGCUGGCUCUCCCUCUGAUCAUACUCCGCAGUCUUUAUCUUUCACCAACUCUCAGCGACUCAGCAACGGUACUAUAAAAAUCGUUUUACAGCGGAUUGGGGAUCCCAAUGUUUUGCCUUUCAUUCACGUCACUCUUGUUUUUAUGCUCUAUAUGUCACGCCAUCCCGGCGUUAUGGGUCUUCUUCAAGCCGAAUUUCCCUGGACCCUUUUGGCUACGAUGCUCAAUACGUUACACGCUUCCUACGGGCCCACAAAUUGGGUUGAGGAUGAAGGCUUUCCUAAAGCAGAAAAAGACGACGUUCGUCCUUUCCCAGAGGACUUUGCAAUGCACGGCUUAUUAUGGACCGACCGCUAUUUCCCCGAGGGAUUUCUCGCAAAUGAAAAGAUUGACGAAGAGGAGAAGUACCAUGAGUUACCUUCCAUGACCGCGGAAAGAAAGGAGCGUAUCUUAUGGAUCGGGCGGAGGAUAUCCAACCGCGGCCAUGGAUUGGUUUUUGAUGGGAAACGUUUCUCGGCGCCAGGAACAGGACUCCAACUUGAACCUCCCGAGAGAUCAUUGACAUAUGCUUCUGCAACUACUGCCGGGGAAAUAUGGUCACCGAGUGCUGAGGAUAUUGAAUCAGAUGCCGAAGAAGACUUGCCAGCUGGGCUUGCGGCAAAUCAUUCCCCUCAUGAUUGA
Hyaloscypha bicolor E is the source of this 2148-nucleotide messenger RNA. RefSeq lists its product as uncharacterized. The coding region runs from base 1 to 2148 and encodes 715 amino acids. Gene Ontology annotation, biological process: nuclear-transcribed mRNA catabolic process, nonsense-mediated decay. The transcript has 3 exons. Gene Ontology annotation, molecular function: protein binding; telomeric repeat DNA binding; telomerase RNA binding. Gene Ontology annotation, cellular component: telomerase holoenzyme complex. The record is from RefSeq and is a predicted model, not a curated record. Lineage: Eukaryota; Fungi; Ascomycota; Leotiomycetes; Helotiales; Hyaloscyphaceae.